Messenger RNA from Penicillium samsonianum, 483 nucleotides. RefSeq names its product SRPBCC family protein. NCBI's taxonomy places the organism in Eukaryota, Fungi, Ascomycota, Eurotiomycetes, Eurotiales, Aspergillaceae. Bases 1 to 483 code for a protein of 160 amino acids. The transcript has a single exon. The record is from RefSeq and is a predicted model, not a curated record.
AUGUCUACACAUAACAUCGCCUUCACUGCCCCCAUCAACCCCGCUGGCGCGAGCCCAAAGCUCCACCAAGACCAAAUUUGGGCGGGGCUUCGCCUAAAAGUCCGAUCUGCAGAAACCUUCGUCCCGAAAGCCAUCCAAGCCACCACUGUGAUCUCCGACUCAAUAGAUCCAACCACGGGGAACGAAGUCACUGUUCGCGAGGUCAUUUUCGUUGAAGAUCAGCGCAAAGUCCAGGAGACAGUCACAGCGUACAAGCCUUCCAGGGCCGUCUUUGUCCAGCCUGAUGGCAGCACCAUUGUCAAUAUCGUUAGCGAGGGCGCUAACGGGGAGCUCUACAUGACCUACACCUUUGAAUGGAGACAUCCAGGGGCCUCCAAGGAGGAACUCGCAACAUUUUUGGAGAAGGAGAAGAAUAUGAGUAGGAUGGCUGUGGAGGGGACGGUUACUGUUCUGCGGGAAUUGGCCAAGAAUGGGAAGAUCUGA